Molecule: messenger RNA, 3548 nt
Organism: Linum tenue
Lineage: Eukaryota; Viridiplantae; Streptophyta; Magnoliopsida; Malpighiales; Linaceae
Source: the annotation of a GenBank genome assembly
GGAAAAAAGAGGAAAGCAAGUGAUCAGUUGAGUUGGAAUUUAACCUUACCAUAUACCAUCUUCUUUCGCUUUCCUCUUCCACACACUCUCCAGGCAGAAACACACAAUGCCACUCCAAAAUAACUCCCCAAAUAGCUAGCAGAGAGAGGGGAACUAUUAGAGUGAGCAAUGGGGCGGCGGCUGCUUGUUUUGCUUACCUUCUUCUUCUUCUUGUUCGUCGCAGCAUUUCAUGUCAGCCUGUCUGCAACUGAUCCUCGUGAUGGUAAGUAGUCAGAAUUCUGAAUACGGGUUAUGAUGUUGUUUGAUAUAAUAUGCAUCGGUUACGGGGGGAAAAUGCAGCUGCAGCACUCAGGUCGCUGAAAGAGAUAUGGAGGAACCUUCCUCCAAGCUGGACGCAGUCGGAUGAUCCCUGUGGGUUGCCUUGGGAAGGAGUCACCUGCAAAAACUCCAGAAUCUCUGCAUUGGGAUUGUCCAGCAUGGGUCUUAAAGGGAAGUUGAGUGGUGACAUUGGAGGGCUAACUGAACUAAGAUCCUUGGACUUGUCAUACAACCGAGACCUCGUAGGGCCAUUAACCCCACGGUUAGGCGAUCUGCAGAAGUUAAACAUCUUGUACAGUACCAUUUCUUGCUCCUCCUCCUUGUCUGUUUCUCUGUAAUGUGAUGGAUUGAUUACUUCUGUUCUUUACGUUUCUGAUAUGCUGUCUUGUUUUGCCAGAAUCUUGGUGGGAUGUGGCUUCAGUGGUGGAAUUCCAGAUGAGCUGGGGAAACUUUCAGAACUAUCCUUCUUGGCGCUCAACUCGAAUAACUUGACAGGAAGAAUACCCCCGUCAUUGGGGAACCUCUCCAAGCUUUACUGGUUGGAUUUGGCUGACAAUCAAUUGACAGGAAAUGUCCCAGUUUCCACACCGGACACUCCAGGCUUGGACCUCCUCCUCAAGGCUAAGCACUUUCAUUUCAACAAGAACCAGCUCUCAGGUCCCAUUCCUCCCAGGCUUUUCAGUCCUGAGAUGGUCCUCAUACAUGUACUGUUCGAUGGGAAUCAACUCAAUGGAAGUAUCCCAGACACGCUAGGACUAGUUGUGACCAUUGAAGUUCUCCGAUUGGAUAGAAACGCUUUGGUUGGAAGGAUACCCUCGAAUCUGAACAAACUUCUGAACAUCAAUGAACUGAACUUGGCGCACAACAGAUUAACCGGCCCCUUGCCAAACUUAACAGGAAUGAAUAACCUCAAUUACGUAGACCUCAGCAGCAACUUUUUCGAACCCUCAGAAGCUCCUACUUGGUUCUCCACCUUGCCAUCUCUUACCACUUUGGUUAUGGAACAUGGAUCACUUCAAGGACCUCUGCCACCAAAGAUCUUCAGUUUCCCACAAAUACAGCAAGUGUUAUUGAAUGACAAUGCCUUCAACGGCACAUUAAGCAUGGGCGACAGCAUUAGUCCACAACUUCAGCUUGUUGACCUGCAGAACAACCAGAUUUCCUCUGUAACACUAACUGCUGGGUACACCAACACAUUAAUACUAGUGGGAAACCCGGUCUGCACGGCUCUAUCCAACACUAACUACUGCCAACUCCAGAGGGAACAGUCCUCCAAAUCUUACUCCACAAGCCUCGCCAACUGUGGGACCAAACUCUGCACAGCUGACCAGAAGCUCAGCCCGCAGAGCUGCGACUGUGCGUACCCAUACGAAGGCACAUUAUACUUCAGAGGGCCUUCCUUCAGGGAUCUGACGGAUGUGAAUACUUUUCAUGCACUGGAGAUGAGCCUCUGGGUGAAGCUAGGACUUACCCCUGGCUCUGUCUCGCUCCGGAACCCGAUUUUCAACUCUGAUGAUUAUCUCCAGAUCCAGCUAGCCCUUUUCCCCCCUGCUUCUGGUGGAAAGUACUUCAACAGAUCGGAAAUCCAGAGAAUUGGAUUUGACUUGAGCAAUCAAACCUACAAGCCUCCCCAUGAAUUCGGACCUUUCUAUUUCAUUGCAUCCCCAUACCCUUUCCCAGGGGACCAUGGAAGAGCUUCCAUCGGCAGAGGCCUUGUAGCUGGGAUAGCAAGCGGCUGCUCCGUUCUGGUUCUGUGCCUUGUUGCUGCAGCCAUUUAUGCCAUUCGUCAGAAAAAACGUGCAGAGAAGGCUAUUGUGUUUAGUAAACCGUUUGCAGCAAGUCGGAAGGAUAGCAGUGGUGGAGCAGGGGCACCGCAGUUGAAGGGAGCAAGAUGGUUCUCCUAUGAGGAACUAAAGAAGUGCACUAGUAACUUCUCAGGAAGCAAUGAGUUGGGUUCUGGAGGCUACGGCAAGGUGUAUAGAGGAAUGCUUUCUGAUGGGCAGAUAGUUGCUGUUAAACGAGCUCGACAAGGAUCAUUACAGGGCGGGCAGGAGUUCAAGACUGAAAUUGAGCUGCUCUCAAGAGUACACCAUAAGAAUCUCUUAGCCCUAAUUGGCUUCUGUUUCGAACAAGGCGAACAGAUGCUGGUUUACGAAUUUAUGCCCAAUGGUUCUCUCAAGGAAAGUUUGACAGGGAAAUCAGGCAUUCAUCUUGACUGGAGAAGGAGACUCCGAAUCGCCCUUGGCUCGGCUAGAGGGCUCGCUUACCUUCACGAGCUUGCAAACCCUCCAAUCAUCCAUAGAGACAUCAAGUCCACCAAUAUCCUUUUGGACCAAAACUUGAGUGCCAAGGUUGCUGAUUUUGGCUUGUCCAGGCUCGUCUGUGAUAGCACCAAGGGCCACGUUUCAACUCAGGUUAAAGGUACCUUGGGAUACCUGGAUCCGGAAUACUACAUGACGCAGCAACUGACGGAGAAGAGCGACGUGUACAGCUUCGGAGUGGUGGUGCUAGAACUGGUGACGGCGAGGCAGCCAAUUGAGAAAGGAAAGUACAUCGUCCGCCAAGUGCGGGCGAAGAUGACGCUGGAAGCGGAGGAGGAGGAGGAGGAGGAUUACUGCGGCCUCAAGGACAUGAUCGAUCCGUCGAUCAUUGCGGAGGUGGGAACGGCGGGCACGAGCCUCCGGCGGGUUCUGGAACUGGCGAUGCAGUGCGUGGAAGAGUCGGCAGGGGACCGGCCGACGAUGAGCCAAGCGGUGAAGACGAUCGAGGAGAUCUUGCAGGAGGAAGGAGUGAACGGCAAUUCGACCUCCGCUUCCUCGUCGGCGACGGACUUCGGAAUUCAUUGCCUGAGAGGGGGAGGAGGAGGAGGCGGCGCAAAUCUCCGGCAGCAUCCGUACUGUGGAGGCAGCGGGGAGGUGUGUACUAGUUAUACGAAGAGCAAUAGCAGCGGCGGCGGGAAGGGGAAUUGUAAGGAAAAGUGUGACGCGUUUGAUUACAGCGGUGGCUACGCAGUUUCAACCACGGUGGAACCUAAGUAGCCGGCGAGGCUCGAUUAUCGCGGUUGCUUUCUCUACCUUUUUUUUGUUUUUUGGUUUUGGCGGAAAAAUUGACCAAAUGGUUGGUCGUGCUAUACGCCGUCGAUCUGCGUGUCCUUGAGAAGUAUUUCAAUGGUCAAUUACAAGAUCCAUACUCCGGCCUACCACUAAAUUAUGAAAAUUGGAGGAUCAUAU